Molecule: messenger RNA, 799 nt
Organism: Medicago truncatula (barrel medic)
Lineage: Eukaryota; Viridiplantae; Streptophyta; Magnoliopsida; Fabales; Fabaceae
Product: ethylene-responsive transcription factor 1B
Exons: 1
Coding region: 134-799 (221 amino acids)
Biological process (GO): ethylene-activated signaling pathway; regulation of DNA-templated transcription
Molecular function (GO): DNA-binding transcription factor activity; DNA binding
Source: RefSeq, a predicted model, not a curated record
UAAUCCAAAUCCAUAAUUCAUAAUUGAACCUGAAGUAGUGUUUGACAAUUAAUCCAAGGCAAUUAUAAAUAUUAUAGCCAAAAGGGGAGCCAGCACAAGAAGCAAUAGAAAAGCACUUAUAACCUAAUAAGAUAUGAGUCUCCCCUUUUUCCUAAACUCAGAUAUGGAAAUGCUGCAACAAAGCCCUUCGGAAAUUCCCUUCGAAUCAUUAGGUAUUCAUGAUUGUCUUACCUUUGAUAUGGUUGAUUUCUCAUCGAGUUUGCAGACAAUAAUUAACGAAAACGAGCCAAAACAAUCAAUGUUGAAGUCAUCUGAAGCUAAACAAGUAAUGCAGAACAUUUAUAAGAUUGAUCAAAAGUCAUAUAUAGGUGUUAGGAAAAGACGUUGGGGAAAAUAUGCUGCAGAAAUCAGAGAUACAACAAGAGGAGGAAGAAGGGUUUGGCUAGGAACAUUUGAUAGUGCUGAAGAUGCUGCUUUAGCUUAUGAUCAAGCUGCAUUUUCAAUGAGAGGUAAUAAUGCUUUCCUCAAUUUUUCUUUCGAAAGCGUCAAAGAAUCUUUGCAAGAGAUUCAAUAUGAUUGCAGAAAAGGGUCUUCACCUGCACUUGCACUCAAAGAGAGACACUACAACCAAAGAAAAUUAAGGUCAUCGUCAAAAAGUAAAAAGGGUAAAGCAGGGAAAUUUCAAGAAUCAGCAGAGGGAUCAUCAAGUGUGUUGGUGUUAGAGGAUUUGGGAGUUGAAUAUCUUGAGCAACUUCUAAGUAUGUCAGAUAAUCAAAGUACAAGCUUAACCAACUUCUAA